Messenger RNA from Dimorphilus gyrociliatus, 754 nucleotides. Lineage: Eukaryota; Metazoa; Annelida; Polychaeta; Dinophilidae. The record is from the annotation of a GenBank genome assembly.
AUAUUGUUUGCCAAAAUCUAGCAGACGAUAGAGCUAUUCUCGAAACUUCUCUAUUCCGGCAAGGAAGACUACAUUUUAAGUAUAAAAAACCAAAAAUAUGGCAAGCGUUGAAGAACUAAAGCAAGACUGUUUGGAAAUCGAAAAACUCUUAAAUAGUGCAGUUAGACCAAAAGUGAAAGAACUUUUGGCAAAUAAUUUAAAGACGUUACGGCUACAAUGUGUCCAGCUUGAACAAAAACUUUUAAAAGAGACUAAGAAAUCAGACGACGAACCAAAAAAAGCGAAAAAAAGACCCGUAUCGCAAAUAUCCACCUAUGGAUGGGAUCAGUCAGAGAAAUUCAUGAAAAUUUACGUCACCGUUCAGGGAGUACAUACUUUAGAUAAGAACAACGUCUCAUCUCAAUUCACUCCAAAUUCUACUAAGAUGAUUGUUGAAAACUUGAAUGAUAAAGAUUUCUCUCUAUCUAUUGUCAAUUUAAACAAGAAUAUUGACGAAACAGCUUCAUAUCAUAAGAUCAAAACAGAUAUGGUUGUACUGUUUUUGAAAAAGAAGGAGAUUGGUGUUACUUGGCCGUAUGUGACACAAAAAGAUCAAGAGAAAUCUGUCCCUAAGAUGGAUGAAAGUAAGGACCCUGGAGAGAGUAUGAUGUCAAUGUUGCAAAACAUGUAUGAAAGUGGAGAUGAUGAAAUGAAACGAACCAUAGCUAAAGCGUGGAGUGAAUCUAGAGACAAAAAAGCGGAUAUGGAUAUUUAA